AUGGCGCCAUCGCCGCUGCAGCUGCAGGUGCCUGCGUCGGCGUCGGCGUUGCACGGUGCCCACAUGAACGGAGGAGAAGGGGACGCCAGUUACGCCAAGAACUCCACGCCUCAGAGGCGCGUGCAGCAGAGGCUCGCCCCACUGGUGGAGGCCGCCGUGGCGGACGUGUGCCGUGACGCCGCCUCCGUGCCGCGGAGCAUCGGCAUCGCGGACCUUGGCUGCUCGUCCGGGCCCAACACGCUGUUCUUGGUCUCCGCGGCCGUCGACGCCGUGCGCCGCAGGUGCGCGGCCGCUGGCGCCACCUGCCCGGAGCUCCACGUCUUCCUUAACGACCUCCCCGACAACGACUUCAACGCCGUCUUCAGGCAGCUCCCCGAGUUCCUGCGGCGGGAGCAGAGCCGGAGGGAGCUGGACGCCGGCAACGUCCUUGUCUUCGGCGCGCCGGGGUCGUUCUUCGGCCGGCUCUUCCCGGCGGGGAGCCUGCACCUGGUCUGCUCCUCCUUCAGCCUCCAUUGGUUCUCCCUAGUUCCCAGAGAACUGGCCCACGGCGAGCUGGUGAACAGAGGGAACAUCUGCGCCGGCCGGACGAGCUCACCCGCGGUGAUCGAUGCGUACACGCGGCAGUUCAGCAGGGACCUCACGCUGUUCCUCGAGUCGCGGGCCGUGGAGGUCGUCGCCGGCGGCUGGGUGCUGGUUUCCCUCAAGAGACGGUCGGCCAGGGACCCCUGCAGCGAGGGCUGCGCCAUGUACGACCACCCCAACAGCAUCCUAAACGACAUGGCCUCGAGGGGACUCCUGGAGGCGGCGAAACUGGACUCGUACAACAUCCCAGCGUACGAGCCAUGCGCCGAGGAGGUGCGGGGGAUCGUGGACGCGGAGGGCUCGUUCAAGAUCGUCGGGAUGGAGUCCUACGAGACGGCGGCGUCGGUGGGCACCGCGGCGGUGACGGCGUGCGACCCGGCGGGUUUCGCCAGGACCAUGCGCGCCGUGCACGAGCCGAUGCUGGCGCGCCACUUCGGCGCUGGCAUCAACAUGGACGAGUUCAUGAGUACGGCGGAGGGGCACUUCGGCCGGCUGAUCAAUGAAGGAACCUACAGGGGAGCCCUCGUGCACGUCCUGUCUCUUAGGAGGAAAUGCAAGUUCUGA
This is a messenger RNA of Phragmites australis (common reed), 1146 nucleotides long. RefSeq names its product probable methyltransferase TCM_000168. The record is from RefSeq and is a predicted model, not a curated record. The transcript has 3 exons. Gene Ontology annotation, molecular function: S-adenosylmethionine-dependent methyltransferase activity. Gene Ontology annotation, biological process: methylation. Lineage: Eukaryota; Viridiplantae; Streptophyta; Magnoliopsida; Poales; Poaceae. The coding region runs from base 1 to 1146 and encodes 381 amino acids.